AUGGACGCCUUCAUAGGCUCGCUCCCGUCCUUCACUACCACGCCUGAUGACACCACAUCACAGAACCGAGAGGCACACCAGCUGCCACAUCUAAGGAUUGCUCCCCUCCGCGAUCCUAUUCCACCACAGUCACGGAAACCCCCGUCCCCCCUCGAACCCAAUGCCGGAGCUAUCAGGGAGCCCAAGUAUGCCUCCAAGCCGGCUCCUGCAACCGCGAGUCAACCUACAGAGCUCCCCACGGUAGCGGGGUUCCUCAACGUCACAGCACCUACAGACAAGCCAACGGGUCUCGCGCCGUCAGCAGCACCUAUAGACCCGGUAUCAAACCCAGAUAAUCUGCCUAAGACGGUACUGCCUGCGUUUAUCAAUUUACGGGCAGUGGAAAAGCUACCGUACUCCUCGUUUGAUGAGGAGGUGUUGCCCCGAAAACGUCGUCGAGUGGAGCAGUAUGGUGAUACAUUCGGAGACCAUCUACAGCUUCCAAUACCGAAAAAUCAGAAAGAGUUGCCUAAACAACCUCCUCCGUUUGGGCCGCUGACAAUACUGAAUGGGCUAAACGAACCACCUCCAAAUGCUGCCUUGUUCCCACCCAUCGAACCUAAUGGAUCUCCAAACAUUUUGGCAUGCUCCAUCCAAGAGGCCCCGAGUAUAACUAAAGACCAGUCUAGCAGAAAGGGAGAGAGACCAGCCAAGAAGAACGUGGGAAUAACCGAGCCCACUAGCGCAGAUACGGAAAACGUUACUGGCAUAUCAAGCGCUGGGCAGACCCAGGUUUCCGCGAUAGAUGGAAUUGCCCAAGCUGACACACAGUACUCUGUCGAGGGAAUAGAUGGGGAGGAUACUCAGAGGUAUAACAAUGGAGCUGCACCCAAAUCGCAGCCAAGGAAGAAAGCACGAAAGUGGACGGACGAAGAAACUCACGAUUUACUACGGGGAGUUGUGAGAUGCGGAGUGGGUAAUUGGACCUCUAUACUUGCACAACCCGAUUUAAGCUUUAACGAAAGGUCGGCGGCGAAUCUGAAGGACAGGUUUCGUGUCUGCUGCUCGUGGGCCUAUGAACCUGAUGGAAAACCUCGUCCAGAAGGCGUUUCAACCACGAUUGCGGGUGGUGUGAAUAAUCCUCAGUCCGGGAAAAUAUUCCUACCAGACCCCAGGAAAACUAAAGGUGCUGCCGAAUCAAGCGCUCUUCCUAACACCACUACUACGUUGCAAAGUAUUGCCGCAAAUAUCCCGCCUGUCUCAUCCACCCCUGUACCUGCUUCUACACUCAUACUAGGCACUGAAAACACCUCUACCCCAGAAAAAUCCUUGAUAACACAGAAGCCUCGCCGCAGAGUAUCCCCUUCGGCCAAGGGAGCUGAAACUCUCUCUGAUAAAACAAAAUCUACGUUAAUUGCACUUGGUCUACCUGAUCCGGACACCACGGUCAAAGCGAAUAGACGUUCUCGACGUCCAUUCACACAGGCGGAAGACGAAGCACUGUUGAAAGGCUAUGCAGUGCAUGGUUUCCAGUGGACGCUCAUACGGCAAGACAAACACCUGAAUUUAAUGCAUCGAAAGGCCACAGAUCUCAGGGAUCGUUUCAGAACGAAAUUCCCCAACGCAUAUAGGGAAGGAGGGUCAGCAACAGCGAAAAAUAUACCUGCCACUCUUAACAAUGGGGCUACAGCAGCUAUUGGAGCUGAUGUUGUCGCUGAAGAAAAACCGUUCCCGACUCUAGCAACGCCAAUUGUUACUAUGGGGAAGGAACGUCGCCAAUCAUUGAAUCCAAUUUCUACAGUCGAAGACCCCCAAUACGGAAAGGGGACCCUUAGGCGGCCAAGUAACAGCGGUAUCAAUAUGAUUGCAGCUGGCGACCAGAAUUCAAAGUCUAAUCCAUCAUCUCUUCUAGCCAACGAUGCCUUAUUACUUAGUACAGCUGCCGGUGCUGCACCAAUUGACCCUGCUAUGCUUCCUCCAGCACCGCCACUGAGCUCUGCGUUUGCAUUCACAACAAUGGAUGAUAGCGCUGGCGCUGUUAACGGAGAGACUGCCUUGGGGCGAUGGCAUGAUAUUACGUUGCCACCGUUGGUGUGGGAGGAGUUAGGAUAA
This is a messenger RNA of Arthroderma uncinatum, 2091 nucleotides long. Its product is annotated as MYB DNA-binding domain-containing protein. The coding region runs from base 1 to 2091 and encodes 696 amino acids. The transcript has a single exon. NCBI's taxonomy places the organism in Eukaryota, Fungi, Ascomycota, Eurotiomycetes, Onygenales, Arthrodermataceae. The record is from RefSeq and is a predicted model, not a curated record.